Rhizophagus irregularis DAOM 181602=DAOM 197198 is the source of this 583-nucleotide messenger RNA. Lineage: Eukaryota; Fungi; Glomeromycota; Glomeromycetes; Glomerales; Glomeraceae. The record is from RefSeq and is a predicted model, not a curated record.
UCGCUGAUGUUAAUGAAGACGCCGGCGAGAAAAUUGCCAAAGAAUUUAACGUAAAGUAAGUCAUAAAUUAUUGCAAUUUUUCAUAAACCGAUGUAAGAAAGUGGAAUUAACUAAUAAGCUUAUUAUCGUAAUUAACAAUGCUGCUAUUACAGAUAUUGAAAAUGGAAUGUUGAAAUAUUCACUAGAAGAACCAACACACUUUAGCAAACUUAUAGAAAUCAAUCUUAUGGGUGUAAUUUAUGGUGGUAUUAUAAUUAACACCGACGGCUUCAACCACUGCAAUACAUCCGGUGUUUACUUUUGGUAUUACAGUAGUGCCACUAACGCUAAAGCUGGAGUGCGUCAUUAUUUUACGAAAUCCAUGUCACAAGUUAGCGAAUUACACAAUAUUACUAUUAAUGCUGCAUGUCCAAGUGUUACCAGAACUGAAAUGACAGCUGGUGCAAUUGGAGUUCCUGAUCGUUGGUGGUCACCAAUUGAUGACGUUGUUGAAGCAUAUUUUAAAUGUAUUUAUAAUCAAAGUUAAGAAAAUAUUUUUAUUUUAUUCCCUAUUUUUUUAAAAAAAAUAGAUGAGAAAGCACGU